UUAAACUAUCAUUGCUAAUCCACAGUCUCCUCCAUGGCUUCCAUCGUUCCCCGGACAGCUUCCCCAGGCACUGGGGUCUUCAUCACUCGCCAUGGUGCUUUUGUGGUCCGCUCAGAUUUGGGUUAUUUCCUUCAAACGCUCGACUUCUGCUCAGGACAAGAUAUCAAAGUACAGCCACUCCACCCUGCUUGCCGUGGAAAGGACCACUAUGUGGGAGACCCCAGCAGUUCAACCAUCUUUCUCCUCCAUGGGGACUCCUUCUGCCAAGUGUCAGACCUGAACUCCGAGCCGCCCUCUGAUGUCUUCCCAUUGCAUCCCAGCUGCCAAGAAGGAGACCAAUAUGCUUCCUGCGAGGGAUGCUUUUUUAUCUUCUUCCUGUCACGAGGGGUGGCCCUCUCCGUGGCUAAUCUGGCCACUGGAGCCUUGAUUAAGGAGAUCCACCUGGAAUCCACCCUUCUCGAUGGGCUAUACUAUUAUGGUGCUGAUGCUGCCCGUCUAGUUUGCUUCAGGAUGGAUGAGGAGCAACACCUUUGUGGCACCAGUUUUGCUAUCACCGCAGGACACAAGGAGUCCUUUGUGAUCCACCCAGACGUGGUCUCUUUCCUCCCAGGUGGACUGUCCCUCACCCACGGAGCUGCCUUUGGUGAAUGGCAAUGCCUCAAACUCCUCUCCAAUGCAACCGACCUGCCUGUGCCCAGUAGCUAUGAAAUAUCCCGCAAGGUUGGCUAUUCCAAGUUGGAACUUGGGCUAAAAGCUCAUGUCGACGAAUCAGUGGAUCCAGAGUCCCUGGCAAUCUCCCUUCUCCAGCACCAGUUUGCCCUCCCUGCAACUUAUGGAGGGGUGGGGCUGCAGACUGAGCAAGAAGAAUGGGAAGAAGAAGCAGAAGAAGAAGAACCCCUCCGGGUGAUCCUGCAACCCAGGCAAAAGCUGUACUGGUGGCAUUACUGUCUGGGGUUGGGCAAGAAACCCAUCCUGUACUGCCGGUCACUGAAGAUCACCCGCAGUCCCUCACCCCCUACGCACAUACCUUUGCCACAGGCUGAUGUUUGAAGUCAGACUUCAGGACGGAAGCGUUUAACAGGGGCAGGAAGAAAUAAAUGUCUGUAUAUGAA
Messenger RNA from Python bivittatus (Burmese python), 1112 nucleotides. The record is from RefSeq and is a predicted model, not a curated record. NCBI's taxonomy places the organism in Eukaryota, Metazoa, Chordata, Lepidosauria, Squamata, Pythonidae.